Messenger RNA from Tachysurus fulvidraco (yellow catfish), 2468 nucleotides. It is a transcript of the gene tbc1d15, whose product is annotated as TBC1 domain family, member 15. The transcript is spliced from 17 exons. The record is from RefSeq and is a predicted model, not a curated record. Gene Ontology annotation, biological process: activation of GTPase activity. Gene Ontology annotation, molecular function: GTPase activator activity. Bases 131 to 2116 code for a protein of 661 amino acids. NCBI's taxonomy places the organism in Eukaryota, Metazoa, Chordata, Actinopteri, Siluriformes, Bagridae.
ACUGUUUCCGGGGUUCCCGCGUUUCUACGCAUGCGCAGUCAGGGCCACGCGGAAGAUGACUUGUCAGUGUUGUUGUGGAACGCUGACAGGCACGUGAGCUGUGCUACGUCAAGUAGUGAUAGCGGGCGACAUGGCGGCCACAACUCCUCCCAAGAUUAUAUUUGAACAUGAAGGGGUUUUUAUCCAUAUAAACACAGAAGAAUCUGAGGAUCAGGAUUCACUAAUAUCAGGGUUCCUUCGGAUCAUCGAUAAGGAUGGAGAAACAUUUGUGGAAUAUAAACCUUUGGAGUAUACAGUGGAUCUUUCAAAUAUGCUUUGUGCCUGCAAGGACUCCAGUUCAGUGGUGGAGUGGACACAGAGGCCUCAUCGUCCUUUGGACCAGCAGCUUAGCUGUGAGACUGAGUGGGACAUGGUUAACACAGUCACCUUUAAGAGGAAGGUCCAUACCAACGGAGAAGGGGGUUCAAACCACUUUAAUGAGCGGAACAAGUGGGCCUUCUCCUUUAAUGUCAGUGAACUCAGAACUGUCACAGUUAAACAUGAAGGCUGGUCAUACCUGAUUUUCUGCUUGAGAGAUGAUGCAACAUUGCCUGCCAUUCACUUCCAUCAAGGAGGCAGCGAAGGGUUUCUGGACGGCUUGAGGAAAUCAGUGCAUCUCACCGAGAGUCCUGAUGAUAAAAACAUUCUGGUAGUUGGCACAUAUAACAAAGCAAUUUCACAGUCCUUUGAGAAUCUUCUAGAUGACUCCAAUUAUGGCCUUGUUCAGAAGUUCAGAAAGGAUCCCUACACAACAACUUUGGGUGGUUUCUCUAAAGUCACAAACUACAUCUUUGAUGCAUUUCGCCCGUCUGAGUCUGAAUACCAGCAGCGCCCUGAUGAGGAAGUGGCAGACAUUCUGGGGGAACUGAUCCCUGGGCUGGAGAUCAACCAGCAGGAGGAGCCUGGCUUUGAGGUCAUCACCAGAGUCGACUUGGGCACAAGGCCAGAGGUACAGAGAAGAGAGCCAGUAAUGAUGGAAGAUUGGGCAAAGCACCAAGAUUCAGAGGGAAGAGUGUCCAAUGUGCCUCAUCUAAAGCACCUUAUUUUCAAAGGGGGCCUGUGCCAUGCUGUGAGAAAAGAAGCUUGGAAGUUUUUGCUGGGCUAUUAUCCCUGGGACAGUACACAUGAAGAAAGGAAAAAUCUGCAGAAAAGGAAAACGGAUGAGUACUUCAGAAUGAAGCUGCAGUGGAAAUCAGUCAGCGAGGAGCAGGAGAAGAGAAAUUCCAGGUUACGGGAUUAUAAAAGCCUUAUUGAGAAAGAUGUAAACCGGACUGACCGGAACAAUAGGUUCUACGAGGGCUUGGACAACCCUGGGCUGAUAUUGCUUCAUGACAUCCUAAUGACAUAUUGCAUGUAUGACUUUGAUUUGGGCUAUGUACAAGGCAUGAGUGAUCUGCUGUCUCCUAUCCUGUUUGUUAUGGAGAAUGAAGUGGAUGCCUUCUGGUGCUUUGUCUCCUUCAUGGAUCAGAUGCAUGAAAACUUUGAGGAGCAGAUGCAGGGCAUGAAGACUCAGCUGAUCCAGCUCAGCACAUUGCUACGGCUCCUAGACUUAGCCUUCUGGAACUACCUGGAGGCUCAGGAUUCUGGGUACCUGUAUUUCUGUUUCCGGUGGUUAUUGAUCCGCUUCAAGCGAGAACUUUGCUUUCAGGAUGUGCUUCGCCUAUGGGAGGUGAUGUGGACAGGCCUGCCUUGCCAGAAUUUUCACCUUUUGGUAUGCUGUGCCAUUCUGGAUUCAGAAAAACAAAAAAUAAUGGACAGACAUUAUGGUUUUAAUGAAAUUCUUAAGCACAUAAAUGAACUUUCUAUGAAACUGGACAUUGAGGAAAUCCUUAUUAAAUCAGAGGCUAUAUAUAUGCAGAUAAAGAACUGCAAGGAUUUGCCCCAUUCAGUGAGUGAGAUUCUGGCCUUGAACGCAGUCACUGAGAGCUCUACAUUAGAAACCAGCGAAUACAGUGUGCUUGAGUCACCUCAGACCUCACCAAGAUCUGCACACAGACAAGACGAUGCCUACUCCAAUGGCCAUGGACUCUUACACGAAACAUCACACAACACAUGUAAAGUCGGCUUUAUUUCAUAGGACAUUUCAUAGAUUUUCUUAUCACCUGUAUAUCAGUAAGAUAAACAGUGUUUAGUAUCAUGUAGAUAUUUGCUACCAGAUGUUACAUUUAAAGUAUCCCGGAAAAGAAAACAUGGAAAAGAAUAUGUAUGAAUGUAAAAUUGGGAUUUAAUGUGAGCUAAAGCUAUUAUUUUUGUAAUUUUCUUGUACCAUAUUGUCUUUCAUUGAAAUAAUCAUUCCUUCUCACUGUAUAAAGUUUUCAAAAUGUAGAGAUGGAUUUUCCAUUGUGGAUUUUAAAUUCUGAUUGAUUUCCUGCAUUUUUUUCUGAAUCAUUCUAUUGAACCAAUUAAAAUCUGGUCUCCUCCUGCUUGUU